Molecule: messenger RNA, 4045 nt
Organism: Esox lucius (northern pike)
Lineage: Eukaryota; Metazoa; Chordata; Actinopteri; Esociformes; Esocidae
Product: F-box only protein 41
Exons: 13
Coding region: 451-3081 (876 amino acids)
Molecular function (GO): protein binding
Source: RefSeq, a predicted model, not a curated record
GGUUGAUCACCGGUUAACACUCCACCCAAUGUCGUCUGCCCUCUUCUCCCAGCUCCAGGCGCUCCCAAGCUCCUCUCCGUCGCGUGACGUCAACAGCAACGGUUGGAGCUUGAACCGCACUCGUGCUUGUCUCCAGGAGGAAUGAGCUUGGCGUGGAGAAGAGAAGGAUGCGCGCGGUGACACUAUAUAGUCUAAGAGAACCGAGAUACAUAUUGCUGCACUAUACCGAGCCGGGAAGAAAGAGUUGAACCGUGUUUUGAGGGGAGAACUGACUUAAAAUUACUGGGACAGGCGUGGUCUCACGAGAGAGGCGGAAAGAUAGAAAGCGAGAUAGAGAGAGAGAAACCGAGAGAAAGAAAGAAUACUGGAGAUACCGUCCAAAUGGACACACCACUGACCUCUAACCUUUGACCUCUGACUCUGAUCGCCCUGUGUCGUCCAGCGGCAGCAAUGGCCUCAUGUGACCUCCCGUACUUCUGUCCUCGCUGUGGGGACGACAAGCGGUUCGGCGAUGUGCCCGCACUGCGCUCACACCUGGUCAGCCGGCACACCUACGAGACCCUACUGGUGCUGUCCCAGGCUCGUGCCCGGAGCUCCAGGCCCGGGACCCUGCUCCCACUCCUCAACCACACGGCGGCCCGGCCAGACCACCCUGUCCUGGGCACAGAGCGGGACGGACGGCCCGUCCCCCUGGCCUGUCUGGAUCUGGCCUGCUCCUCUGCCUCGGCCCAGCUGCUCAGAGACAUGUUCACCAGCAGAGACUGGGGGGGGGGGGCUACCUCGAAGCAGGGAGAAGCUACAUCUCCCACUGGACCUCCUCACAGCGCCAUGGCUCUGGCCCUGCCCGGCUCUCUGGGGCCUGUCCCUAGGGGGAACAGCCCUGCUGAGCUGGACCUGAGAGGCCUUGUUUGCCUGGGGCUGGGGCCAAGCCUGGGUCUGGAGUUUGGUCUGGACGGGAGCCUCGUGCUGGGGCUGGAUGAGAGGCUGGGCCUGGGGCUGGAUGAGAGGCUGGGCCUGGGGCUGGAUGAGAGGCUGGGCCUGGGGCUGGAGCGGAGGAUCGCCAGGACGUUUGCCGAGGUGGAAGAGAGAGUGGCCCAGCGCGUGGGCCAUCUGAGGGCGGAGCUAGAGCGACGGGAGGUGGAGCUGCAGCGAGAGAGGCAGGAGGCGGAGCGGCUGGGGAGGGAGAAGGAGGACCUGGAAGAACAGGCCUCCCAUCUUUCUCGGCAGGUGGCGGUCUCAGUGGAAAUGAUGGCCGCUCUGAAGAGAGACCUGAAGGGGAAGGAGCAGGAGCUGGGCCGAAAACAGCAGGAGGUGUGUGAAAUGGAGCAGUUCCUGACGGUCACAGCAGAGAGGGAGGCGGAGGCCAAGGUGAGGCUGCAGGCCUUCAUAGAGGCUCUGUUGGAGAGAGCAGACUGGGCAGAGAGGCAACUGCAGCUCCUGGUGGCUCCAGACAGACACACCCACAAUAACGUCAGCCACGGCCACAACAAUAAAGGACACACCCACAUUAAUGACAGACACGCCCCCAAUAACUACAGACACACCCACGAUUGCAACAGCCAAUCCCACAAAAGGACAAACAGAGAUGCGUACAAUGGGAGGGAGGAUGAAGUCAUCACAGGGUCAAAUUUCUUUGGCUACAGGAGAAGCUACAGUGUGUCUGGUCCACAGAGACGGGAACAACUGGACCAACACAUGCACGGCUCUCCCAUUGGCCGUCUGCGGACUCUGUCCCUGGGGUCAGGGGGGUGGGACAGUGACACAGCCGGGGGGUGGGGCACCCCUCAGGAAGCCCACAGUGAACCUCAUCACUGCCCUGGUCCCUGCUCCCCUCGUGAGGGGCGAAAGAGGAGGCAGAAGGGGUACAGUCACACACCAGAAGUGAGGGGAGUGUGGGGGCAGAGUUGGAGGAGGGCACCUCACAGCACUGAGGAAGAGGAGGAUGGUGAUGAUGAAGACACGUCAUGGUCGGAGGACACGUCAGACCCCCCUGAGCCUCUGAGAUAUGCCAACAAAAGGCCAGAACUUACACACACCACAGGCGUGUCCUCUGUGCAGUCCAAUCCUUGUCCUCGUGGUAACAGAGCUUUGGGGGUGGAGACUCUGAGGCUCAGGGCGGGGUUGUUCUGCGUGUUUCCAUAUUUGGAUAUACGGACGCUACUUCUUGCUGCUGAGGUGUGUUCUGAUUGGAGGUUUGUUGCGCGGCACCCAGCUGUUUGGACACGAGUUCGCCUGGAGAAUGCCAGAGUCUCUGCAAAGUUCUUGGUGACUCUGUCCCAGUGGUGUACUCAAACCCAGUCCUUGGUGCUCCAGAACCUUAAACCACGACCACGACACAGAGACCAAUGCAGAGAAGACUACUACCAGAACACCAGAGGUUGUCUAGAGGGUGGUGUGGAGGCAUUGCUGAGGUCAGCUGGGGGAAGUCUUCUGAUGCUCCACGUGUCUCACUGUCCUCAUGUCCUGACUGACCGCUGUCUGUGGCUGGCCAGCUGUUACUGCAGAAACCUACUACAGCUCACAUACAGGAGUUCGUCUGACCCCAUGGGCCAUGAGGUGGUGUGGGCUUUGGGAGCAGGCUGCAGGAACAUCCAGUCCCUCCAGGUGGCGCCAUUACACCCCUGUCAGCAACCGACUCGUUUCAGUAAUCGAUGCCUGCAAACAAUUGGCCGAUGUUGGCCACACCUCCGCAUACUGAGUGUGGGUGGGGCUGGCUGUGACAUUCAGGGACUGGCUGUGCUAGUUCGGAGCUGUGCAGGCCUGCAGGUGUUGGAGCUGGAGUGUGUCACCGAGAUUGGCCAGGAGGAGGCAGCAGAGCUGUGUAGAGAAGGUCUUCAGAACCUGGAGACUCUGCUACUCACCUCCACUCCUGUUACACCCAAAGCUCUGCUGCACUUCAGCAGUGUGUGUAACAACCUCCAGUCCAUGGUGGUUCAGGCUGGCAUAGCGGACUACGGUGACGAGCCAGACAGCGCUGAAGCCAAGAGACUGUAUGAUGACACGGUGAACAAGCUACAGGCUCUGAAGAAGAGGCCAGGUCUUUCCGAAGUGCUGCAGAUCAAAGCAGACGGCUAUGUUUGACCCUUUUCACCUCUUUUGCCAUAAGCCAAAAUCUCAGCCAAUCAGUGAGUCCACAGUCGACCUCAACAACCAAUAAGAGUCUGUGUGCAACAUCUGCCAGCAAAUCGGGAUUCAGAGAACUAUGGCGAUACUAACCAAUAAACCGAUAGGAAACAGAACACACAAUGACUGGUGAUUUGUGUAUUAGGUCGUCAGCAGUCUGUCUUUUUGAUGCUAUCAAUCAUGUAGGAAACAAAGUAAGGUAUUUCAGCAUCACAUGAUUUAAAAUGUAAAACACCAACAUUUCAGGAUCAACAGGUUUCUAACAUGACCAAUAAUUCAGCCUGUCGGCUACAGAGCCUAUCAAUCUGUGUCUGUGUGACACAUCUGCCAAACUAUGGACAAAAUACCCAAGGAAUGAAAAACCAACAUGAAGGAUCAUAUCAGGGUCUGGUGGAAAUGUCUCAUUUAGUGAUUUCCACAACACAGGGUUUAGUUAUUUAGCUGCUCGAAUCAGACAUGCUUCUGUCAAAACAUGGUAGGAUAUUACAAGUGCAGCCAAACCAAGGACUAGGCCCUAGUCACUAGGGCAAUGCAACACACUGUCGUUAUGCUGUUUUUCUUCGGUUCCAUCAGCUGGUGCACUAACAGUUCUGUGUUCAGUCGUUGUCUUGUUAUUUUUGUUUACCACAAGGUGGCGCUCUUAUAGAGCUCUGUACUGUAUGUUGUCAUCAGAUGUCACUAUGCCCUUUAAGAGUUAGUUUAUUUUGUUAUAACGUUGUUACGGAAAAUGUUUUCAAUGUCAAUAUUGUUUCAGUAUUGAUUUAAAGGUAUUACAGGUUCUGUGGGUCGGUAAAAAGGAUGAAUUCUGCCAUGCUUGUGUUUUCCAUGCUGUGUUUUCAGAGAAUUGGUCUUUUAUUUAAGGAUAGUGAUCAUAUGAAGCCAUUUAUUAUCACAUAGUGGUUUAGCUCCUUUUUAAAUCCUA